Pochonia chlamydosporia 170 is the source of this 1980-nucleotide messenger RNA. RefSeq names its product ribosome biogenesis protein Pescadillo. The coding region runs from base 1 to 1980 and encodes 659 amino acids. The record is from RefSeq and is a predicted model, not a curated record. Gene Ontology annotation, molecular function: RNA binding. Lineage: Eukaryota; Fungi; Ascomycota; Sordariomycetes; Hypocreales; Clavicipitaceae. Gene Ontology annotation, cellular component: nucleolus; PeBoW complex. The transcript has a single exon. Gene Ontology annotation, biological process: ribosome biogenesis; maturation of LSU-rRNA from tricistronic rRNA transcript (SSU-rRNA, 5.8S rRNA, LSU-rRNA).
AUGGGUCGGAUAAAGAAGAAGGGCCAGGCCGGUGCGGCCAAAAACUACGUCACCAGAAACCAGGCUAUUCGAAAACUUCAAAUCAGCCUGCCUGACUUCCGUCAGCUAUGCAUCUGGAAAGGAAUCUACCCUCGCGAGCCGCGAAGCAAGAAGAAAGUUUCCAAGUCUUCGACCGCAUCAACCACUUUUUACUACGCCAAGGAUAUCCAAUAUCUCCUCCACGAACCGCUUCUCCAGAAAUUCCGCGAUCAAAAGGUCUUGGAAAAGAAAAUUUCAAAGGCAUUGGGUCGUGGCGACGUUGGCGAUGCUAAGCGGCUCGAAGGAAACGCUUCCCGACCGGAAAAUACUGGCAAACCUCGAUACACUCUUGACCAUGUUGUCCGCGAGCGCUACCCGACGUUUGUCGAUGCCCUGAGAGACUUGGACGAUUGUCUUUCCAUGUUGUUCCUCUUUGCCAAUCUGCCGUCUACGUCCAGCGUUCCCGCCAAGAUGAUUGCUCGUUGCGAAAGACUCUGCCUUGAGUUCCAGCACUAUCUUAUCGUCUCUCGAAGCCUGACCAAGUCUUUCCUGUCCAUUAAGGGUAUCUACUACCAAGCCAAUAUCCAGGGCGAGGAUAUCCUUUGGUUGGUGCCGUACAAGUUUAAUCAGAGAGUUGUUGGCGAUGUCGAUUUCAGAAUCAUGGGCACGUUUGUCGAGUUUUACAUGACUCUUUUGGGAUUUAUCAACUUCCGACUAUACACCUCCAUCGGCCUCAAGUACCCACCUAAGUUUGACGCCGUAAAGGAUGAGAACGCUGCUGAGCUUGGUGCUUUCACUCUCGAAGGAAAGGCUUUGGUCGGUGUUGAGGAACCCAAGAAAUUGGAGGAUGCGUCACACAAGCCUGACCCCAAGACUCAAGCUGCUGUUGACAAGGUUUUGAAGACUAUCCAGAAUGGUGAAUCGACUGAUGCCGCAGAGGAGACCGCGAAUGGCGCUGCCGAAGCUGAGGAAGAAAAUACCGGUGCCAUUGACAAGUUCGAACCUGCGGCGCCUGGUGGUGAUGUGCUGCUGCAACCGUCUUAUAAUGGAAACGAUCACACCACUUUGUUUUCCAACUGCACGUUCUACCUGUCUCGAGAGACUCCCCGACAAUCGCUUGAAUUUAUCUUGAAAGCAUUCGGCUGCAAACGGGUCGGAUGGGACCCUGUUCUGGGUGACGGAGCUUUCACCACCGACGAGUUGGACCCCAACAUCACCCACCAGAUUGUCGACAGGCCCCCUAUCCAGGCGGCAAUGGAGGCGGAUGGCGACGGUGAAGACAAUCAGACGUCGCAAAAGUUGGCUGCCAAUCGACGGGUCCCAGGACGAACAUAUGUCCAACCUCAAUGGGUGUGGGAUACCGUCAACGACGUGGAACUCAAGGAACCUCACCUGUACGCCCCAGGUGCAUCACUGCCACCGCAUCUUAGUCCAUUCGUCCAGAGCGUCCAGGGCUCAUACGAUCCCACAGUGCCCUUGGAGGAGCAGGAACCCGAGGAAGAGGCCCUAGAGGCCGAUGAGGAUGGCGACGAAUCUGUUGAAGGCAUGGACGUUGCGGAAGAGGAGGAAGAGGAUGAGGAAGAGGAAGAAGAAGACGAGGAUGUAGACGUGGAUGAAGACGAGGACGCUGAUGAAGUGGAAGGCGACGCCGAAGAAGAUGAGGACGAGGAUGAGGCAGCACUUCGUCAACAAGAACUUGAGGCAGAGCUGACUGGUGCCCCCGUCAAGGCCAAGGUGACCAGCAACAAAGCCAAGGCCAAGGAGCAGGCACGAAAGGCACUAAGCAAGAAGGCAAAGGAGGAAGCCGAGGACCUUGAGCGUGCCAAGGGUAUGCUGAGCAAGAAGAAGAGAAAGCUGUAUGAGCAGAUGAUCUACACAAAUAACAAGAAGAACGCAGAGGACCAAAAGUUGAGAGCGAAGAGAAGAAAGCUGGAAAAGGAAAAGGCCAAGGGCAAGGCGUAA